Racocetra persica is the source of this 946-nucleotide messenger RNA. The record is from the annotation of a GenBank genome assembly. Lineage: Eukaryota; Fungi; Glomeromycota; Glomeromycetes; Diversisporales; Gigasporaceae.
CUCUGAAGAAUUUUUAAAUGAAAAAGGUGAUGCUUUAACGAAGUGUUCAAAAUGUCGAAAUAACCUUAAAAUGGUUUAUUUGAAAAAUAAAUUACAAGGACCAAUAAUUAGCCAUAUGAAUAUCACCGAAAUUGUAUAUAACACCUUAAUUUCUUUAAAUAAUACCAACGAUUUUUAUGAAGAAGAAAAUGAGGCUCAUGUUGAAACAUCAUUAGAAAUUAAAAAAUUUAUCCAAGAUAAUAUUUAUUGUUCGUCUGCUAAAAUUUGUCACCAGAUUCGUGAAAAUCAAAUUAAUGGAUACAAAUGCAUAACUAUUCAACAAACUUAUUAUUGGUGGAUUGUAGAAUCUCAAAAGCAAUAUUACCAACAUUCAGAUUUUUUAUUGUCAUCAAAGCUUUUAUUAGAAGAAUUUAAUUUGAAAAUUAUAGUAGAUCAUCUUAAUUUACCUAUUCCUGCUCUUGAAUUUUUGACGACAUUGUUUUAUCGAUUAAUUCAUAGUAAAUUUGAUGCAAUUGAAAUCGAUGCAACUUAUAGUACUAAUAAUUUAUCAUGGGAAUUAUAUGCAAUUAUGGGUGUAAUUGAUGGUACCGGAUUUCCCCUUAGUUAUCUUUUAAUUUCAGCUAGAAAAAACAAGGAUAUAACAAGAAUCCUUACAUGUUGGAUGCAAGCACUCAAGGAACAACAUUUAAAUAAUUUUCCUUUUAUUUUAAACAAAUUAGUGAAUAUAUUCGACUUGGAAAAUCUUCAAAAUUCUCAAAAUCAUCAAAUUUUAAGUGUUUUAUUCUCUCAAGACAAAAUUAUUGAGCAUGAAGAUGACUAUAUUAUUGAAAGUAGCGAUAAAGAACAAGACAAAUAUGAAUCGGAAUUGGCUUAUUUACAUGAAAUUUUAGACAAGACAAAAAAGUUGUUGGAAGAAUUGCGAAACAAACCAAAAAGACACUUGUAG